This is a messenger RNA of Hypoxylon trugodes, 687 nucleotides long. RefSeq lists its product as uncharacterized. The coding region runs from base 1 to 687 and encodes 228 amino acids. The transcript has a single exon. NCBI's taxonomy places the organism in Eukaryota, Fungi, Ascomycota, Sordariomycetes, Xylariales, Hypoxylaceae. The record is from RefSeq and is a predicted model, not a curated record.
AUGCCAGAACUGGGACCGCCACGCCGGCGUCAACCACAACGCGCUGUUCGGGUCAGACGCCCAACAUCCGCCGAAAUUUUACGAAGCCCUGUCUUAAUCCAAUCGCCGGUGGCAGGGGUGCGAAAAGGAAAGAGAGGUGGUAAAUACGGCAGAUCUCCAGUUAAGAGAAUAACAGAAGACCUUGACAAAAAGAUCUCGGCGAUAGGUGCAGAAAUUGCACUGGCGGAACAGCAUGGACUUCUAGGUGGCACAGUUGAAUCAGAUCAUACCUCCCCGAGAGUCACCCCUCGCUCGCCACUAGAGCCUAAUAAUAAUAAACGUAAGAGAAAAAGGAACAAGAAAUCGGCAGAGAAGUUUAUGGAUGGUUUCCUAUCGGAACCGGAAGAGGGAACGGAUGAUUCAUACGGGAAAAGAGACGGGGACCGAGUUCGAAGAGAGGAUCGAUGGAUCCCUAAGAUGGAGCACCGGGGCCGUCGCCCUGCCGAGAAGCCCAAGAAUGUGCCGUAUCACGUGUGGAUGUCAUAUUGUUUUUUAGAUGAUUAUAUAUACAGAUAUUCCAUGACCGCCGAGGAGGCUUUAACACUUCCUCUUAUGGACGAUGUAUUCUCGUUUCAGAGUGGCGGCUCGCAGCCGGUUACACCAGCUGGUUUCCGAUGGAACGAUGAUAAGGAGCUACAGCCGGCUUAG